UCCAUCCGCAACGUGCUCGAUACUCUAUACGCCUUGGGACUGCUGAAGGCGCUGCGCAUGACAUGGCUUCUCUCGAGACGUUCGAAUCUACACUGAAGGAUGUUGUUACUGCGAAGCGAUUGUCCGCUUCCAAAAUGGCGAACUUGACGGAGAUUGCGUUGAAGUGCAUGAAGAAUGACACCCAGCUGGUGUCUACUCUGUUCCGCACCCACAGAACUUUGUCCUCAGCAUCCAAAGUCAACAGCCUCUACGUGUUCGACGCGCUCUCUCGCGCAGCCAGAAAUCAAGUGAACAAGCACCGUCUAAGUCCCCCUAUCGACCCAGCACAGGGCAACUGCGCGACGUUCAUCGUGAAGGUCGAAGGUGUCCUCGAUAGUUUGUUCCAGGAUCUCAUAACAACUCGUGAUGAGACAUUAAAGGAGAAGUCCAAGAAGGUCCUUGAUAUAUGGGUCAAGAACAAUACCUUCCCAUCCGCCGCUUUAGAACGACUGUCGCAGCGUCUGGAGAAUCCGGCAAAAGGUGCUUGUCGUUAUCUAUGUUUCUUCGCUGAGUGUAGUUUCCGUUCGCGCAAUUCUAGUCCUUUUGUUUUCAGUCACUGUCUGCUUUGAGUGAGAAAUGAAAGCAGUACAACCGCUCCCACAUUCUCUACGACACCACCGCAACCACCGCCUGUUACCGCUGACACAGGUGCUGUCACGAACCUAAUCAACCUUCUCGCAAAAGCCAGGAAUGCGAAUGCCGUGCCCCCAACGAGCCAAAUACCGACAAAUACAGCCACUCCCGUCCAUGCAUCCACGGCCACACCUCCACUGGCUGCAGAUCCUCUUGCUUU
Messenger RNA from Fomitopsis serialis, 832 nucleotides. RefSeq lists its product as uncharacterized. Bases 63 to 608 code for a protein of 181 amino acids. NCBI's taxonomy places the organism in Eukaryota, Fungi, Basidiomycota, Agaricomycetes, Polyporales, Fomitopsidaceae. The transcript is spliced from 6 exons. The record is from RefSeq and is a predicted model, not a curated record.